Annulohypoxylon truncatum is the source of this 1487-nucleotide messenger RNA. RefSeq names its product Aldo/keto reductase. The transcript is spliced from 2 exons. The record is from RefSeq and is a predicted model, not a curated record. The coding region runs from base 231 to 1313 and encodes 360 amino acids. NCBI's taxonomy places the organism in Eukaryota, Fungi, Ascomycota, Sordariomycetes, Xylariales, Hypoxylaceae.
AGUUUGGAGAUUAGGGAAGUCGCUUCCGGCUCCCGCGGGGGGUUCAGGAAUUUAGACUUCAGCCAGAACGGGUGUAACCUAAGAUACAUUAAUGGCCCCGGAGGUACGUAUCCCAUACCUACCGGUACCUACAUAAACUCAGGUUCCGCACCCAUUCCAACUUCCAUUCGUCAAAACACCGCUAGCGAAACCGUCAAUUUCAAGGUUCAAUCGUACCAAUUGAGAUCGCCAUGGCUCAUGAAAUUCCCCAAUCCCUGAAGGCGUCGCUGGACGCUACUAAAGUCGAGUAUCGCAGACUUGGGAACAGCGGCCUACAGAUCUCGGUCCCGAUAUUCGGAUGCAUGAGCUUCGGCGACAGCAAAUCGCAGAAUUGGGCCGUUGACGAAGAUGAGGCUCUGCCGCUACUCAAGUACGCCUACGACAAGGGCCUCAACACGUGGGACACGGCGAACGUCUACUCGCAGGGCGCUAGCGAAGUCAUUGUCGGGAAGGCGAUCAAAAAGUACAAGAUCCCGCGCGAGAAGGUGGUCGUGAUGACGAAGUGCUUCUGGGCCGUCGGCGAGACGCCCGAGGUCCGGCACUUCCUGCACGGCGAGGCGGUCGACAAGUCCAAGGACUACGUCAACCAGUACGGGCUCUCACGCCUCGCCAUCUUCAACGCGGUGGAGGCGUCGCUGCGGCGCCUCGACCUCGACUACGUCGACGUGCUGCAGAUCCACCGCUACGACCCGCACACGCCGAUCGAGGAGACGAUGAAGGCGCUGCACGACCUCGUGCAGGCCGGCAAGGUGCGGUACAUCGGCGCGAGCAGCAUGUGGGCCGUCCACUUCGCGCGGUACCAGUUCGCGGCCGAGCUGCACGGCUGGACCAAGUUCAUCUCCAUGCAGAACCACUACAACCUGCUGUACCGCGAGGAGGAGCGCGAGAUGAUCCGCUUCUGCAACGACACCGGCGUCGGGCUGAUCCCGUGGGCGCCGCUCUGCCGCGGCCACCUCGCGCGCCCGCCCGCCGACUUCGGGUCCACGUCGCGUAGUAAGCUCGAGAAAGACACUUCGCCCGGCUCCCACGGCACCGUCGAGCCCGACCUGUCCAUCAUCGCGCGCGUGCAGGAGAUCGCGGCGAAGCGCGGCUGGCCCAUGAGCCACGUCGCGCUCGCCUGGAUCAACAAGCGCGUUACGAGCCCCAUCAUCGGCUUCUCGAGCGCGAAGAGGGUCGACGAGGCUAUCGAGGCCGGCGGCAAGGUGCUCACGGACAAAGAGGAGAAGUACCUCGAGCAGCUGUAUCAGCCGAAGCAGGUCUCGGGCCACGUCUAGUGAACGAGCAGAAGGGGCUGAAGGGGCUGGUAUGGAGGGCUUGGAUGGGUUUUGUUAUACCUAAGAUGAGGUUGGGAAUGUGCUUGGUACCACGGGACCUGCGGAAAUUGCGUUCAUAGCAUCGGGUUUUUACGAGACUUGGCAAUUAGGCUAAUGGUCUCUCGAUUGGGAAUU